Molecule: messenger RNA, 348 nt
Organism: Verticillium dahliae VdLs.17
Lineage: Eukaryota; Fungi; Ascomycota; Sordariomycetes; Glomerellales; Plectosphaerellaceae
Exons: 3
Coding region: 1-348 (115 amino acids)
Source: RefSeq, a predicted model, not a curated record
AUGGAAGGUCCGAAAGUCGCUCAGGGUGACAUGACGGACCGAGCCGACCGUUGCGCGGUUGUCGAUCCUCUAGGCGGCGCCAAGCAGCAGGGCCAUCGGCUGGCGUUGUCUGCUGGCCUGCCCUCGCCACAGGGUAUUCGCAGGCAGGUCUCAGUCGAUCGUACCGGGUCAUCGGCCCACAGGAAGAGGCCCUGCAGUGCCAGUGGAGGCAAAUGCAGGAGCACAUGCUUUGACGCAGGUCAACGGACGCUGUCGAAGGCCAAGUCGAAGGCGAAGUCGAAGGCCAAGUCGAAGGCGAAGUCGAAGGCCAAGUCGAAAAGGCAAAGUGCGCAGAAGGAGAAUGGAUGA